This is a messenger RNA of Drosophila takahashii, 1169 nucleotides long. RefSeq names its product Trimethyllysine hydroxylase (gene Tmlh). NCBI's taxonomy places the organism in Eukaryota, Metazoa, Arthropoda, Insecta, Diptera, Drosophilidae. Gene Ontology annotation, molecular function: trimethyllysine dioxygenase activity; iron ion binding. Gene Ontology annotation, biological process: carnitine biosynthetic process. Gene Ontology annotation, cellular component: mitochondrion. The record is from RefSeq and is a predicted model, not a curated record.
UAAUCAGUCGGUCGUUCUAUUUACAAAAAAAUGUUGUUCUUGAAGCAUCCGAAAACCGGGAAAAGUCUGGAGGUGAAUGAGUUCUGGCUCCGAGACCAUUGUCGCUGUGGGGAGUGUCUGAAUUUGGAUACCAAUCAGCGGCGUUACGAUCUUUUGGAUCUGCCAGCUGAUGUGAAAUCGGCAGAGGUUAAAUACGAGGGAAUAAAACUUAAAGUGCUGUGGAGUGACGGUCACCAGUCCUGCUAUGACCUGGACUUUAUCUUCGAUUCCCAGCUGGAGCAGUUGAUAGAGCUGCGAUCAAAGUCCACCAAUCUGACGCCCUGGAAUCGCAGCAUAAUCUUGCAAAACGAACGGCACUUGCGAUUCUCCUUGUCCCAGAUGGUUUCAAGUGAUGAUGUAGUCAGAUCCCUAGUUGAAUCUCUGGUUCGCUACGGCAUUGUCUUCAUCGAUGAUGUGGCUCCCACGCCAAACAUGACCGAAUUGGCCCUGCGAACAGUUUUUCCCCUGAUGAAAACCUUCUUUGGCGAAAUGUGGACUUUUAGCGAUAAGCCCGAUCACGCGGAUACCGCUUACACGAAACUCUACUUGGGUUCCCACACGGAUAAUACGUAUUUCUGCGAUGCAGCUGGCCUUCAGGCUCUACAUUGCAUCGAACACUCGGGUUCGGGUGGGGAGAACUUCUUUGUCGAUGGUCUUCAUGUGGUGAACGAACUGAAACGUCGCUUUCCCGAUGCCUAUAAUGUUUUGUGCCGGGUCCAGGUUCCCGGGGAGUAUAUCGAAAAGGGGGAGCAUCACCGGCACACGGCUCCCAUUAUACAGGUGGAUCCACUGACUCAAGAGUUUAUACAACUCAGGCUGAAUGUCUACGAUCGGGCGGUGUUCGAUACGAUUCCGCAGUCCGAGAUGAGCGAGUUUUAUGCGAGUCUUCGUCAGCUGUUGCAGAUUGUCCGGGAUGAGGAGCAGCAGUGGAGUCUGAAGCUUCAACCUGGCAGCAUUGUGCUCUUCGACAAUUGGAGAGUCCUCCAUGGCCGCCAUGCUUAUACAGGAAGUCGAACCAUGUCCGGUUCCUAUGUGCAGCGUACGGAUUUUCUUAGCAAGGCUCGUGUCUUGGGAAUUAUCGAAUAAGAUAUAAAUAAAGAUAAUAAUUCAUAUAAAAUCAAUUAAUCACA